Messenger RNA from Pistacia vera, 1233 nucleotides. Its product is annotated as aspartic proteinase A1-like. Gene Ontology annotation, biological process: proteolysis. Bases 7 to 1233 code for a protein of 408 amino acids. The record is from RefSeq and is a predicted model, not a curated record. Gene Ontology annotation, molecular function: aspartic-type endopeptidase activity. NCBI's taxonomy places the organism in Eukaryota, Viridiplantae, Streptophyta, Magnoliopsida, Sapindales, Anacardiaceae. The transcript has 11 exons.
GUCAACAUGGGAACAAAAUUGAAAUCCAUUACAGCCAGUUUCUUCCUUUGUUUGCUGCUUUUUCCUGUGGUUUUCUCUACCCCAAAUGGCGGGUUGUAUAGAAUUGGACUCAAAAAGAGGAAAUUCGAUCAAAACAACCGGCUUGACCCCAAGGAGGGAGAAUCACUCAGAGCUUCUGUUAAAAAAUAUUAUCUUCGUGGAAACUUAGGAGAGUCGGGGGAUGCUCAUAUAGUAGCGCUUAAGCUGAAGAACUACAAGGAUGCUCAGUACUUUGGUGAGAUUGGUGUUGGUACACCUCCACAAAAUUUCACUGUUGUGUUUGACACUGGUAGUUCAAAUUUGUGGGUGCCCUCAUCUUUCUCGGAUGUUUUCCAGAACCAUCCCAAGUACAAAUCAAGCAGCUCAAGUACUUACAAGAAGAAUGGUAAAUCAGCCGAUAUCCAUUAUGGAACUGGAGCUGUUUCGGGGUUCUUUAGUGAAGACCAUGUCAGAGUUGGUGAUCUUGUGGUUAAAGAUCAGGAAUUUAUUGAAGCAACGAAAGAGCCUGGCCUUACAUUCCUGAUGGCCAAGUUUGAUGGAAUACUUGGACUUGGAUUUCAAGAGAUUUCUGUUGGACAUGCUGUUCCUGUGUGGUACAAUAUGGUGAAUCAGGGUCUUGUUAGUGAACCAGUUUUUUCAUUUUGGUUUAACCGAAAUGCUGAUGAAGAAGAAAGGGGUGAAAUAGUUUUUGGUGGGAUGGAUCCUAACCACUACAAGGGUGAGCACACAUAUGUUCCUGUGUCGCAGAAGGGGUAUUGGCAGUUUGAUAUGGAUGAUAUCUUGAUUGAUGGUAAAACAACUGGGUUUUGUGCUAGUGGAUGUGCAGCAAUCGCUGAUUCAGGAACCUCUUUGUUGGCUGGCCCACCGACUAUCAUAGCUGAAAUCAACCAUGCCAUUGGAGCUAAGGUAUCUAUAAGCAGCUGGGAUAACGGGACUCGAGCUGUUGAUUGUGGCAGUUUGUCUUCUUUGCCUAAUGUUUCCUUUACAAUCGGUGGAAAGACAUUCGACCUGAGUCCUGAGCAGUACAUCCUCAAAGAGUGCGAGGGAGAAGCAGUCCAAUGCUGUGGCGGAUUUACAGAUCAGGCGCCCGAACCAGGUGGACCUCAAUGGAUCUUGGGGGAUGUUUUUAUGGGCACCUACCAUACAGUUUUUGACUUUGGCAAUAUGAGUGUGGGAUUCGCAGAAGCCGCGUAA